Messenger RNA from Guyanagaster necrorhizus, 2039 nucleotides. RefSeq names its product cytochrome P450. The record is from RefSeq and is a predicted model, not a curated record. Gene Ontology annotation, molecular function: heme binding; iron ion binding; monooxygenase activity. Lineage: Eukaryota; Fungi; Basidiomycota; Agaricomycetes; Agaricales; Physalacriaceae. The transcript has 16 exons. The coding region runs from base 396 to 1913 and encodes 505 amino acids.
GUCACAACAUGACUUACAAUCUCUUCAAGUUUGUUGUUUACCUUGCCGAACCGGAUGCCUUCAAUCGGAAGAUCCCUCAUCCAGUGAUGUCUGACUAAAUGAUUGAAAUAUUUUCUUCGACGCUACCGCACGUCCGAACUUCGUCAGCAGCAGAUAUAACUGAACCCAUGCAGAAAUAACUGACACGAAGGAGUACGCUUCUCAGUCUCGACGCGAAGCUGGACUACAGAUGUUACUCAUCAUACGGGCCGUAUCAAGCGAAGAAAUUGCAGCCCAGCCCAAGGAAGAUCUCAACUGAUAAGUGUGUCUUAGAAAUUCGGGCCGUAGCAAUGCUUUCUUAAGUCGUAGUUUCUCUGUCGACUGGCAGAGCAGUGGGACCUUCAUCUUUUCUUUCAAUGUCUCCGAUCCUAGUCGCCUUUGCUGCAAUCCUCCUAGCUUAUCUGUUACGUUCGUGGUUGAACCGGCCUUCGGUCAAACACGUAAAGGGUCCACCACCCGUCUCUUUCUGGCUAGGUCAUGAACGUGUUCUUCGCAGUCAAGGCAAUAUCGGCGAACUUGAAAUGAAAUGGUGCAAGGAAUACGGAACCGUGUAUCGUGUCGGGGGAUGUUUUGGACAAGACGUCUUGGUGGUAUCCGAUCCCAAAGCUCUCGACCACAUCUUCCACACUUCACAUCCUUAUCCAAAAUCACAGGAUUUCAACUUCAUCCUGGGUCUUAUGCUCGGAGGGGGGCUCAUUGUAGUUGACGCUGAAAUUCAUCAUCGCCAACGCAAAAUAAUAAAUCCUGCAUUUUCCCGCGCGCAGCUCAGGAACUCGCAGCUAAUAUUCCAGCAGUGCAGCGACAAGCUUGUGGAGGCUUUGAAGGGAUCCUUGCCUGGGCCUAAUGAAACCGUCAAUAUAGUGGAAUGGACGAGCAAUGUCACUCUGGAUAUCAUCGGUUUAGCCGCCUUUCGAUACGACUUCGGUUCACUCGAGGGCCGUAACACAGAGCUAGGGCAAGCCAUGAGGCAUCUAUUCACCACCUCGCAAUCUAAUACGACAGCAUUCGAGUUUAUGUUUGUAGCUCUAAUUAGAAUGCUUCCAGAGUCAGUGCUGAAGCUCCUGCGGCUGAUUUCAACGCGAGAAACUCGUCAGUUCGCCAGAGUUCGAGAGGUGUCGAGAAAAGCUGCUCGCGAGAUCAUGAUCAGUCAGUACGAGGUUCAGGAACAGGGUGAGGAUAAAGAUAUUGUUGAUCUGUUAGGAAGAGCGUGCCUUACAGGCAAAAUGAAUGCAGACGAAAUCGAGUCGCAGCUAAUAACGUUCGUACUUGCUGGACACGAAACAACGGGUACGACCGUAGCCUGGUUGUUGUACGAACUUGCCAUACAUCCAGACCAUCAAUCAAUCAUACGCGAGGAGUUGAAACAAUUUAAGGAUUACGACUCGAUGCCAUUCAUGAAUGCAGCGAUCAAAGAAGUUCUCCGUUUUCAUCCCAUCGUGCAUUCCCUCACACGUACCGCUCCUCACGAUGACGUUCUCCCCCUUUCUGGAGGAAAGACGCUUGCCGUACCUAAAGGGCAGACCUUUGCCUGUUCCAUGUAUGCGUACAACCGUCUCUCAUCACUUUGGGGUGAUGACGCGGAGGAAUGGAAUCCUGCUCGGUUUCUUAAGAAAGGUCUUCCUGUCUCAUUGGGAGUGUAUGCUAAUUUGAUGACGUUCGGCGCUGGACCCCGGUCAUGCAUUGGGUGGCGGUUUGCGCUUAUGGAGCUCCAGACGAUUCUAGCGAGGCUGAUUCAAAACUUCGAGUUCAGCUUGCCGGAGGGAGGUGUGGAAAUAGUGCAGUUCCCCGGAUCGCCGGCGGUCGUACCUGUUGUGAAAGGCAAAGCCCAUUUGGGUGCCCGGGUCCCAUUGAGAGUCAAAGUCUUACAUCUGUAAUGAAGCUAAGGUGACCUUGGAGGACGAGGACCGGAUUACAUUUUUUUUCGCUCUAAGAUUAAGGAGCUGUUUGCGGAAGGUAGACCCAUUCUUGUGUGUAAAGAUAAUCAAUGGUAUAGAGAGUCA